This is a messenger RNA of Zootoca vivipara (common lizard), 7209 nucleotides long. The record is from RefSeq and is a predicted model, not a curated record. NCBI's taxonomy places the organism in Eukaryota, Metazoa, Chordata, Lepidosauria, Squamata, Lacertidae.
AGGGUAUCCUCGACCCGAGCGGACUCAACCUCGCCUGCCGGGAACUGACAGCUUGGAAUCUGGGCUAUGGUACAAUACAGCCCUGUUCCUAUGAAGAUUCCUCCACACUUCCUCAGUGAACAUUCUUCUUCUCUUGGCUAUGUAUUAGUCUUAUAAUAGAAGAAUGUGUUUGUAGGAUUUGUUGCACCUCGCAUUAGGACCCACAGAACUUGGCAGAGGACCAAGGGGCUUCUUCCGAUCUCUUGGAGACUUCCCAGGAGCCCAGAUGGAUGAGCAAGAUUCAGUUCGCCCUGAAGCAGGAAGAGGCCAUGCCCUGGAAACUGGGAGCAGUGGGGGAUUCUGUGAAAACUCCGUGCAGAAGAUUCUGGGUGAGGAGGACACCCUCCACUCAGCUGUGCAGACCCAGCAGCUCAGGCAGGAGGCCAAAGGACCCCGAGAGGUUUGCAGACAACUCUACCACUUUGACCUUCAAUGGCUAAAGCCAGAAAGGCACACGAAAGCUGAGGUGCUGGACCUGGUGAUCUUGGAGCAGUUCCUGGCUGUCCUUCCUCCAGAGAUGGAGAGAUGGGUGAGGGAAUGUGGAGUGGAGACCAGUUCCCAGGCAGUGGCCCUGGCCGAAGGAUUCCUCCUGAGUCAGGCAGAAGAGAGAAGGCAGGCAGAGCAGCAGGGGAAGGAUCUUGAUUCUUCUGAGGAAGAGAAGACUCUGUUGGACACCAGAGUGAGGCCUCUGGGUGACAGAAUGAUGCCACCAAGACCUUCUCCUUCAUCUUUUCAUGGUGGAGGGGAGGCAGCGGCUGUGGACCCAGAUCAGGGUCUGGUGUGCUUUGAAGAUGUAGCUUUGCAUUUCACUGAUGAGGAGUGGGCGUUGCUGGAUCCUGACCAGAGAGCUCUGCACCAGGAGGUCAUGGAGGAGAAUCGCGGGCUGUUGGAAUCUCUCGUUUCAGGUGGUGAUGAAUUGGAAGUGAACAACAAGGGAGAAAAAAAAGAAAUCCACACAGUAGAGGAACCAUAUCAGGACUCAGAUUGUGGCGAGAGCUUCAGUCAGAGCUCCCAUUCCUCUUCCCAUCAAAGAAAUUGCCUUGAGAAGAAACCCUAUCAGUGCUUGGUGUGUGGAAAGAGCUUCACUUGGAAACAGACUUUAGCUUCCCAUCAAAGAGUUCAUACAGGGGAGAAACCCUAUCAAUGCUUGGAGUGUGGAAAGAGCUUCAGUCGAAAGGACAGUUUCACUUCCCAUCAAAUAAUUCAUACAGGGGAGAAACCCUAUCAGUGCUUGGAAUGUGGAAAGAGCUUCAGUCGAAAGGACAGUUUCAUUUCCCAUCGAAUAAUUCAUACAGGGGAGAAACCCUAUCAAUGCUUGGAGUGUGGAAAGAGCUUCAGUCAAAAGGGCAGUUUCACUGCCCAUCUAAGAAUUCAUACAGGGGAGAAACCCUAUCAGUGCUUGGAAUGUGAAAAGAGCUUCAGUCGAAAGGACAAUUUCACUUCCCAUCAAAAAAUCCAUACAGGGGAGAAACCCUAUCAGUGUUUGGAAUGUGGAAAGAGCUUCACCAGGAAAGAAAGUUUCACUUCCCAUCAACGAAUUCAUACAGGGGAGAAACCCUAUCAGUGUUUGGAAUGUGAAAAGAGCUUCAGUCGAAAGACCAGUCUCACUGCCCAUCAAAGAAUUCAUACAGGGGAAAAACCCUAUCAGUGCUUGGAGUGUGCAAAGAGCUUCAGUAACAGCUCCAGUCUAACUGCCCAUCGAAGAAUUCAUACAGGGGAAAAACCCUAUCAGUGCUUUGAGUGCUCAAAGAGCUUUGGUGACAGCUCCAGUCUCACUGCCCAUCAAAGAAUUCAUACAGGGGAAAAACCCUAUCAGUGCUUGGAGUGUGGAAAGAGUUUAAGUGACAGUUCCAGUCUCACUGCCCAUCAAAGAAUUCAUACAGGGGAAAAACCCUAUCAGUGCCUGGAGUGUGGAAAGAGCUUCACCUGGAAAAAAAGUUUCACUUUCCAUCAAAGAAUUCAUACAGGGGGAAAACCCUAUCAAUGUUUGGAAUGUGGAAAAAGCUUCACCUGGAAAAUAAGUUUCACUUCCCAUCAAAGAAUUCAUACAGGCGGGAAACCCUAUCAGUGCUCAGAAUGUGGAAAGAGCUUCACCUGGAAAAAAAGUCUCACUUCCCAUCAAAGAAUUCAUACAGUGGGAAAACCCUAUCAAUGUUUGGAAUGUGGAAAGAGCUUCACCUGGAAAAUAAGUUUCACUUCCCAUCAAAGAAUUCAUACAGGGGGGAAGCCCUAUCAAUGCUUGGAAUGUGGAAAGAACUUCAGAAGGAGCUCACAUCUCACUUCCCAUCAGCGAAUUCAUACAGGGGAGAAACCCUAUCAGUGCUUGGAAUGUGGAAAGAGCUUCACCUGGAAAAUAAGUUUCACUUCCCAUCAGCGAAUUCAUACAGGAGAGAAACCCUAUGAAUGCUUGGAAUGUGGAAAGAGCUUCACCAGGAAAGAAAACCUCACUGUCCAUCAAAGAAUUCAUACGGGGGGAAACCCCUAUUAGUGCUAGGAAUGUGGAAAGAGCUUCAGUCAAAAAGGAAAUCUCACUUUCAUCAAAGAAUUCAUAUAGGGGUGAAACCAUAUUGGUGCUUGGAAUGUGGAAAGAGAUUCAGUCAAAACCACAGUUUCACUUCCCAUUGUUGAAUUCAUAAAGGAGAGAAACCCUAUCAGUGCGUGGAAUGUGGAAAGAGAUUCACUAGUAAAGAAAGGCUCACUAUCCAUCAAAGAAUUCAUACAGGGGAGAAGCCAUAUCACAGCUUGGAGGGUGGAAAGAUCUUCAGUCACAGGGCAUAUCUCAAGUCCCAUCAAAAAAUCUAUACAGGGGAGAAACCCUAUCAGUGCGUGGAAUGUGGAAAGAGCUUCAGUUCAAAAGGAAACCUCACUGUCCAUCAAAGAAUUCAUAAAGGGCUGAACCAUAUCAGUGCUUGGAAUGUGGAAAGAGCUUCAAUCAGAGUGCAUCUCUCACUUCCCAUCGUAGAAUUCAUACAGGGGAGAAACCCUAUAAGUGCUUGGAAUGUAGAAAGAGAUUCACCAGGAAAAAAACUCUCACUGUCCAUCAAAGAAUUCAUACAGGGGAGAAUCCAUACGCAUACUUGGAAUGUGGAAAGAGCUUCAGAAAGAGCUGCAAUCUCUUUUUUAAAAUUAAUUUUUGCCUAUAUUUUCCAUACACCACAUAACAUCUUUCCUUACCUUAUACUUUGUUUUGGGUAUAAACCUUGGACUUCCCUCAACCACAUCUAAUGACUUUUGAUCUUCCUCACUUAUCUUGCAGUUCACUAUUUUCACUCUUAUUUUCAAUAGUCCAUAAUAAAUAGUCCUUUUCAUAAUUUUUCCCUGCAAUAUUUCAUAUAGUGUUCCUUACAAAACUUCUUGCAGUCCUACAAUUGUAAUCUGUUGAUUACAAUUGAUUUUCAAAUAGUUCACGUACAGGUAUUUACUACAAUCUUCUAAAAACUUCUGAUCCCGCCGGUUCUGAAUUCUUCCUGUUAUCUUAUCCAAUUCUGCAUAGUCCAUUAAUUUUGUUUGCCAUUCCUCUUUCGUUGGUAAUUCUUCUUGCUUCCAUUUCUGUGCCAAUAAUAUUCUAGCUGCCGUUGUAGCAUAUAAAAACAAUUUCUUGUCUUGUCUAUUAAUAUUAAUAUCCUCGCCAACAAUACCAAGUAAAUGUAUAUUUCAACAUCUUUUUCAACUCAUAUACCAUUUCCCAGAAGCUUUUUACUUUCUUACAUUCCCAAAAAGUCCCUUCUUUUUCCUUACAUUUCCAACAUUUAUUACUUAUUUUAUACAUUUUAGCUAAUUUCACUGGCGUAAUAUACCACCUAUACAUCAUUUUCAUCACAUUUUCUUUCAAGGCAUUGCAUGCUAUAAAUUUUAUUCCUUCUUUCCACAAUUUUCCCCAGUCUUUUAGCUGUAUGUUAUACUCAAAAGUCUUUGGCCCAAUAUAUCAUGACCGACUUUACCUCUUCGUCUUUCAAGUGCCAUUCCAACAGCAAUUUGUACAUUUUAGACCAUUUUUUAUAAUUAUUAUUUCAUAUUUCAAAUUCAAAUUUUGAUUAUGACCAAAUCCAUUUUCCUUUAAAUCCUCUUUAAACAUUUAAUUGAUUUGGCGAACAAUCAUUUACAUAUUCUUUUACUUCUUCAUAAGGUUUAAUUUCCCAUUUAUUUCCUUCCUCUCUUACUAUUUUUUCAUAUGUGACCCAAUUUUGGCUCAUAUUUAUCUUUUCACACUCAUUGCUUCCAAAGGUGACAACCACCAAGCUGUUUUACAUUCUAAUAGGUUUUUAUACCUAUCCCAUAUUUCAAAUAGAGGCCUUCGAAAUAUAUGGUUACCAAAUCCUUUAUGCACUUUUGUUUUGUUAUACCAUAAAUAUGCAUGCCAACCAAAUCUAUUGUCAAAACCUUCUAAAUCCAACAUAUCUAUAUUUUCUAACAAUAUCUAUUCCUUUAACCAACAGAGGCAAGAUGCUUCAUAGUCCAACUUCAAGUCUGGAGGUGUAAAGCCCCCUCUUUCUUGUAUAGGUAAAGGUAAAGGACCCCUGACCAUUAGGUCCAGUCGUGACCGACUCUGGGGUUGCGCGCUCAUCUCACAUUAUUGGCCAAGGGAGCCGGCGUACAGCUUCCAGGUCAUGUGGCCGCUUCUGGCAAACCAGAGCAGCACAUGGAAACGCCGUUUACCUUCCCGCUGUAGCGGUUCCUAUUUAUCUACUUGCAUUUUGAUGUGCUUUCAAACUGCUAGGUUGGCAGGAGCUGGGACCAAGCAACAGGAGCUCACCCCAUCACAGGGAUUCGAACCGCCGUCCUUCUGAUCAGCAAGUCAUAGGCUCAGUGGUUUAACCACAGCGCCACCUGGGUCCUCUGUUAGCAAUUUAAAUUUAAUUCUUGGUUUCUUCCCCUGCCAGAUAUAUCUUGAAAUAGUUUUCUGCAACUCCUUAAAUAUAGUUGCCCCCUUGAUUGGAAUUGAUUGAAACAAAAAUAACAUCUUUGGUAGCACAUUCCUUUUAAUAACAGAUAUCCUACCCCAUAGGAAUAGUUUCAUACUUCCCCAUCCUUCCAGGUCUCUCUUAAUUUCAUUCCACAUCAGUGUAUAAUUAUUUUGGAAUAGAUCUAUAUUCUUUGAUGUUAACCAAAUUCCUAAAUGUUUAACUUUUUUUUACUGCUUCUAUACCAAUCUGCUGUUGCAACAUAUCCACCAAAUCUUGAUUCAUAUUUUUAACUAACAUUUUCGUUUUCGUUUUAUUUAAUUUAAAACCUGCUACUUGUCCGAAUUGUUCUAUUUCCUCUAAUACUUCUUUAGCACUAAUUAACUGUUCUUUCAUUGUUAAAACCAGCUGCAAUCUCACUUCCCAUCAAAGAAUUCAUACAGGGGAGGGAUUGGAGGGAUUUAUGAAAUUAUUAAGUUUUACCUCACGCAAGUCCCCCACAAGAUAAUCUGAGGUGGUUGGAGGGAAUUUGUGGAAGUGGUGUUCUGUGAGGUGGGUGCCCAAGGGGGCCCGGGGGGGGGAAGAGCCGUUGUCGCAUAUUAAUUGGUGUUAGAGGUGGGAUACGAAGUUAAAACCCACACAGAUCCCAUUUAGUUUUGAGCGGACUGGCAGAGACUUAAACAUUCCUGAGGAAAACUGGAUGCUGUACUUACGCCCUGGAAUUUUGAGUGAAAUAUACUCAGAUCUCAGAGAGGAUGAAACCUCUGAUUCCCUCACAUUUAAAGAGAGAGUCAAAGUGUGCUUUGGUCUGUCCGCAGAAUGAAGCCGAAAAGCUUUUGGUGAAAUUAAAAGAAAACCAGGAGAGACUUAUGGUAGCCGAAUUGACAAAGCUCUGGACAGAUGAGUGGAAGGGAGGAAAGUUAGAUGAGCUCAAACAGUUAAUCAGUUUAGAACAAUUUGUUAAACUGGUUCCUGCUCAUUUAUGCUAGUUCCUCAAAGAUAAGAAACUUAUCUUGGAAAUUUACAGGUUGUUCCUUGCUGAAAGAAAAUUAUAUGAAAAUGAUGUAUAGAUGGUAUAUUACACCAGUCAAAAUGGUAAAAAUGUAUAAAACUGGGUCAAAUAUAUGUUGGAAAUGUAAAGAAAAAUAAGGGACAUUUUAUCAUGGGAAUGUAGUGAAGCUAAAAAAUAUUGGGAAAUGAUUUAUAAUGAAUAGAAAAAAUUGAUAAAAAAGACUUUUGUUAAAAAGCCAGAAGCAUUUUUAUUAGGAAUUUUAGGGCAAGAUAUGCUGGGGAAAAUGAAGAAUUUGUUUAUGUAUGCCACCACUGUGGCAAGAGCAUUGUUAGCACGAGGGUGGUAGAAGGAAGAAAUACCAACAAAAACAAUGGCAAGAGAAAUUGAUGAACUAUGCAGAACUUGCAAAACUAACAUACAAAUUACGUGAAAAGGACAAUCAGGAAUUCAAGGAAGAAUGGGAACUAUUUGCAAAUUAUUUGAAAAAACAACAGAGACUUGCAUGCAUUGGCAGGAUUUGAAUAAACAUACACAUUUUUUUCCCUAUUAAAAUGAUGUGAAAAUUUAGGGAAACGAUAUGUACAAUUAUAUAACAUGCAGAAACAAUAUGCAAAAAUAAAUCUCUACAAGGGAGCUGAGGGAAGUCUAGGAAGGGGGAGGGGAAGGUGGAAAGGGAAGGGAAGGGAAUGGAAGCAGUAUGAAAGUAUGAGAGUUUAUUAGCCCGGGAUGAUAAGUGGAAGUCUGUUUAUAGGGAGUUUAUAUGAAGUUAAAAGAAAUUACUUUAUUUGAUAUAUAUGAUUUAUUUGAUUUAGGUUAUGAUUUAGGGAUGUAUUAGUAUGUUUUUAUUUGUAUAUUUUGUAUGUUUUGUUUGUUUUGUUUAUAUUAUUUAUUUCAUUUGUAUGUUUUUGAUUUGAAUUUCAAUAAAGUUUAUUAAAAAGAAGAAGACGACAUGCUGAUUCCAGAGGAUGAGAAGUGUCUAACACACAGUGCAAUAAACACGGGUCUGGCACCCAAGUUUGGCUAAAUCAAAUUCCAACACUUACGGAAUCCAGGAAUUUUGGGGGGGGGGGUAUAAGAAUGUCAUUGUGUUCAAUCCCUUAGGCUGCUUCUGUAUUGUUUCACAUGUGACUUCACUAAGAUAAUAUGAUAUUUAUUGCUGAAAUAGGGAGAAAACGCAACAUAUGCUACAAUACAGAUGCCCCUCCCCCUUAUAUUCCAAUGUCUAGGAAGCCUGUCUCCCCCCUCCACCUGCCCUUU